AUGGUGUUCAGAAAAUGUGAAAAGAAACUUGGUACGGUUAUCACCCCAGAUAUAUGGAAGGAUGGUGCAGGCAUCACAGAAAGUGGUGAAAGAAAGCUAAAUGAAAAGAAAGCUUUGACUUCAAAAAGAGCAAGAUUUGAUCCAUAUGGAAGGAAUAAGUUCUCCUCUUGCAGACUUUGUAAAAAUUCUGUGCAUCAACCGGGUUCUCAUUACUGCCAGGACUGUACCUGCAAAAAGCCCAUCUGCCAUGUGUGGGAAGAAAAGUUUGGAUACCCAAACUACAAGCAAACUUCUAUGUAG
This is a messenger RNA of Marmota flaviventris (yellow-bellied marmot), 300 nucleotides long. NCBI's taxonomy places the organism in Eukaryota, Metazoa, Chordata, Mammalia, Rodentia, Sciuridae. The record is from RefSeq and is a predicted model, not a curated record.